Molecule: messenger RNA, 813 nt
Organism: Paramecium tetraurelia
Lineage: Eukaryota; Ciliophora; Oligohymenophorea; Peniculida; Parameciidae
Exons: 4
Biological process (GO): intracellular protein transport; endoplasmic reticulum to Golgi vesicle-mediated transport; vesicle fusion
Cellular component (GO): SNARE complex; endomembrane system; Golgi membrane
Molecular function (GO): SNARE binding; SNAP receptor activity
Source: RefSeq, a predicted model, not a curated record
AUGGAAAUUGUAAGUUCCCAAUACACAGAUAUCACUCAGAAAUUUCUAUCCAAAGUACACAUUAAACUUGUUGCGAUCAAAAGAGAAUAACCAAAUUAAUUUCUACUUACAGCUAAACUUGCCAAGGAGAAAGUAGAUACAGCCAAUGAGAGACUCCAGGAAUUCCAUACUACAUCUCAAUCGACUGGGCUAUUUAAUGACUAAGAUUACAAAUUGAACACAAUUCUCUCCUAAGUUAAGGAUGACAUUGGUUAAAUACAUAUCCAUAUAAAUCAACUGAAAACCCAAUUGAAUAAUGAUCUCCAUUAAUCAAUCUUUGAUUUUGUUCAGCAAAAAGCCUUAAAAACAUCUGAUUCCUUCAAAAAGUUGGUGCAGAGCCAUACCUAAAGGAUUAAAUAAUAGGAAGAGAAAAGGAAUCGAUUGAAUGGAGAAAGGGAUAGAGUAAUCAAGAGAGUUGGGUUUAAUCAAAAAUACUAAAAAUUGAAUGAGACUGAAGAGGAGGCCAAUCAUUAAACGAUCUAAAUGUUCGAAUAAAAGUAGAAUGAGGAGAAAUUGGUUUCCAUGCAGAAAAUCGAAUCUAUGUUGAAUGAUAUUGCCGGAGUAUUCCAAAGAGUGGGAACCAUGGUGAGACUAUAAGAGACCAUGAUUGAGAGAAUUGACAAAUACACUGAUGAGGCUUAAUUGAAUGUUAGUAAAGGACGCAAAGAAUUAUAAGAAUCACAUAAACGAAUAAGUUCUAAUAGAGGGUUAAUAUUAAAGGUUUUCUUAAUUUUGUUUAUUUUUGCUUUUAUCUACAUUGUGUUUAUUUUGUGA